This is a messenger RNA of Myotis myotis, 1143 nucleotides long. It is a transcript of the gene TEX51, whose product is annotated as testis expressed 51. NCBI's taxonomy places the organism in Eukaryota, Metazoa, Chordata, Mammalia, Chiroptera, Vespertilionidae. The record is from RefSeq and is a predicted model, not a curated record.
AUGCUGCUGGUCCUGCUGGGCUGCCUUCUGCCCGCCGCGGGCGCGGAGAGCUGCCUCCGCUGCUGGCCGGAGCUGCCCCUGCUCCUGGACUAUGACCUGCGGGUGCUGUGGGGCCCCGGGCCGCCCCGGGAGCUCUCCCGCAGCCUCCGCUCCCUGCUGCUGCAGGCGCCCGUCCCGGAGCCCGGGUACCUGGGGCGGGAGCAGCUGGAGCGGGAAGCGGCCGCGCUCUUCGCUCACAUCGACACAGCCAUUGGGAAGUUCCGCGCCGACAGACCGUCGCUCCUGGGCGAGAUGCACGUCCAGAAGCAGCUGUUUGCUGAGAGGCUGAGCAGGGCUUCCGAGGAGCUGAAGGAGCAGGCCUGCAACAGCUCCUGUGACCUGCCCUUUAAACUGGAGGUCAUCAACUGCGUCAACUGCAGAGCACACCUCCUCACCUGCAGAGACCCCACCCUCUGCCCAGGUGGCACCUCCGAGAUGUCUCAGCUCCUCAUGGCCCGCUGCAGAACAGAGCCGCCUGUCCCUGGACGCCUCCCUCGGCCACAAAGCCAGCAGGCGACAGCCCCACACCCUCUCCACCCCCAGAUCUGCUCUCCCCUUGGGGGCUCUCUUAGCAAACGGCCCCGCUCUAAGAGCUCAACCCCUGAACCAGAAAUCGCACCCCCCCCCCCCUUACCCAGUCAUGGAACCAUCAAGUCUUAGGAAAUAGUUUUUGAAUGUGUUGCCAUAUUUUCAUUCCAACACCCACCCUCUCCUCCAGGCCUCCUCACCUCUCACCCGCAGUAUGACAACACUCCGGUCACAUCUUACUCAGCAAUCAAAGAACUUUUUCUCAAGAGAAAAGCUGCCGAUGACACUCCCUGCUGGACCCAGCAGACUCUCCUGUGGGCUGGGAGCCUCUGCGUCACUCUGGCCCUGGCAGUCGUCGCUGGAGCUGCUAUAGCCCCUCCCCGGACACACCCUGCCCCGCUGCCCCUGCGCCCUCAGAAGCACCGGCUAUCGGGGUGCCUGGCCCUCAUUGAGGACAGGCCUCCAGCCUCAGCCAGGCUCUCUGGGACUAAACAGGACCUCUACAGCCCCGAGUGCACGCAGGCCCCGGGCUCUGAGAGCAGGUUGGCUCCUGGUGCCAAAGAAAAGCAGAUCUGA